AAAAUUAUAGUUAUGGAGUACAAAAUAGGCGAAUACGGUUGGGAAAGGUUGGCAAAUUUGCGAGGGAAAUUAGAGACCAGAGAGAGAGGGAGAUUGAACGGGGUGGCUUGCAUUUCGCAGACUCUGUUUCUCGGCCAACCGAAACCCAAAAGUGGUCCAAAGCACAACACACCAUCUCAUUGUCUCCUAUCAAUCUUUGUUUUCUAUAUCAGUCAUGUCGUCCUCGUCCCCCCAAUCUGGCCGUUCAACACGAGAGAUUAAUCCGGGGGGAUAAAUAUGCCUACCACCUUCUCUCUUACCCUCUUUCUCUCUCUCUGCGACAUUCCCCUUUUUUCUUUUUUGGUAAAGACAAAACAUAAAGCCAGAAAGAAGGGGAGGGGAGGACGACGAUUAGUUUCGACUCUUGACCAUGGGUGGUGAGGGGGUAAGUGCACCAUCACUUGAGUUAUAACCCCACUUAACCCCCUACAUUCUUCUCUAAAGGGUUAUAGGUAGAGGUAUCUAUAUAUCUUCAGGGUUUCAGCACCUUGUGGUAUAUAUAAGUGCUUGACUCUACUAAUCCUUUGGCGAUCAAUCAGGAUGUCUGCAUCUGAUGCUGACCGACGCCCUGCUGAAAACUCUGAGGAUGAGAAGAAAACAAAGCUUGGGUCUUUUAAGAAGGCAAUUUCGAAUUCCUUCAAUAAGGGUCGCUGGAACAGUAAGGUAAUGUCUUUCCCUAUGGAUGACAUUGAUGCCGAGGAGUUAAAGCAAGCCGAAGAAUUUCGGCAAGUACUUAUUGCGGAAGACCUGCUGCCUUCAAGACAUGAUGAUAUUCAUAUGAUGCUAAGAUUUUUAAGGGCCAGGAAAUUCGACCCUGAGAAAACAAAGCAAAUGUGGUCUGAUAUGAUCCAGUGGAGGAAGGAAUUUGGUGCUGAUACUAUAAUGGAGGACUUCGAAUUCAAGGAAAUUGAUGACGUCUUGAAAUAUUAUCCACAAGGGCAUCAUGGAGUUGACAAGGAUGGACGCCCUGUCUAUAUCGAGAAGCUUGGUCAAGUAGAUUCCAACAAGCUAUUGCAAGUGACAAAAAUGGAAAGAUAUGUAAAGUACCAUGUACGGGAGUUUGAGAGGACCUUUGUGCAUAAAUUUCCUGCCUGUUCCAUUGCGGCUAAGAAGCAUAUUGAUCAGAGCACUACCAUUUUGGAUGUGCAAGGAGUGGGGUUUACAAGUUUGAACAAAUCUGCAAGGGAACUCAUCCAAUGCCUUCAGAAAGUUGAUGGUGACAAUUAUCCUGAGACCCUGAACCGUAUGUUCAUCAUCAAUGCUGGUUCUGGAUUUAGGCUCUUAUGGAAUACUGUGAAAUCUUUCCUUGACCCCAAAACCACUGCAAAAAUCAAUGUACUGGGAAGCAGUUACCAAAGCAAGUUGCUUGAAAUAAUUGAAGCUAGCGAGCUGCCAGAGUUUUUGGGAGGUAGUUGUAAAUGUCCUGAUAAGGGUGGCUGCAUGCUUUCUGAUAAGGGCCCAUGGAAUGAUCCAGAAAUAAUGAAGAUGGUACAUAGUUAUGCUGAGGAGCGUGAGGCUGAAGCCAAAUCCUCUAGCAAAACUACAUCCGGCAAUAUGGAUUCAAGCAAUAAGGAGUCUAACAAGGAGGCGGGUGAAAAGGAGUCAGGAAAAACGGAGCCAGGCAAAACGGAGUUGGCCAAAAAUGAGGAGUCCAGCAAAACUGAGUCGGACAAAAAUGAGUCUGGGAAAAAGGAGUCAGGCAAGAUGGAGGAGAAGGUCUCUGAAGAAGAGAAGACAAUCUCUGAACAUGUGAUGGCUCACCCUUACCCUCACCCUCACCCAGAUCGAUCUGAUUCAGUCUGCUCAGAUGCUUUCUUGGAGGCUAAUGACAUUCAGAUAGAUCAUUUAUCUCCUGUGCCUGAAGAACUUUCAACUCCCAUGGGAAGUGAAAAAGAGGAAAAGCUUAGAGCUGCUCUCACUGCCUUAGAACAACAGCUGACUGCAACCAAGCAGGCUGAGGUUGAGAAAGAGCUAAAGCUGAAGGCUGCUCUCGAUCGUGUCAAUGCCUUGGAAAAAGAGCUAACAGAAACAAAGAAGACACUUGAUGAAACCCGUAUUAAACAAGAGGAGCUUCUAGCCACUGUUGGGAAGGAAAAGAAGUUUAGUAUAUUCUGUUGGUGAGGCGCACCAUAUAAACAUAUAUGUAGUAUGGUGGAUUAGUGGCUCAGGCUUGAGUGGUUCUCAUGAGGGCUGAAGUGGAAAUACCGUUUGGCUAUCUGUCUUUUGGGCUACUUUCAGAUGAAAGAACUGUCACUUGCAUAUGGAGGAAAGCUUCGCAAAGCUAGACAUAGAUGUUAUAUGAGGAAUACCAAAGUAGCAACGAAAAUGACAAUCUAAAUAUGCCGACUCCUCAUAGAAGUUGGAGCCUCCUCUUGGGUUAGCAUUUAAGAACUAUGUAUAUAGAAGUAGCUAUUAAGAAGAAAAACAUGCGCCUGGGGCUUCGAAAUACAUAUGAGAGAUCAUCAAUUGGAGCCAAAAGUGCAAAACUGAUGCAAAGGGCAAGAAAUGUUCAACAGAAACAAUGGAACUAUGAGCUCCUUCAGAUGCAUACAAUUUGCAAGAGAUAUUAUGAAGA
This is a messenger RNA of Fragaria vesca subsp. vesca, 2614 nucleotides long. Its product is annotated as SEC14 cytosolic factor-like. The transcript is spliced from 15 exons. The record is from RefSeq and is a predicted model, not a curated record. Bases 580 to 2160 code for a protein of 526 amino acids. NCBI's taxonomy places the organism in Eukaryota, Viridiplantae, Streptophyta, Magnoliopsida, Rosales, Rosaceae.